GCUCGUGACGUCACAACCCAGCAUAUACCGGAAAAAAGGGGAAAAUGCCAUACCGAGAAUGUAAUAAUCAUCGAUAAGACUAAGAGGAAACUCUGUCAUGAAAUGAUUUUCAACUGUAUUUCAGGCCAAGAGUGUACGAUGUAGAGUAAGAUGAGAUUGAUGGCAUGACCAAGCCAAGGCAACCCCGACCUCUCAAUGGUUGGAUGGCAUCAUCGUCUGGCCACGACACAUUGUUACAGUACCCAUUACCAAGCAGUGCCAUCCGGGCAAGGAAAAGCAAAAGACGCCCUCCUCAUACAGACCCACCCACUGCCAUGGCCACCUCGCUCAGUCCCCGCUCCGUACAUAACAACAGAGUCUCUUCUCUCUCCAUGCCGUUGAACAUGCUGUCCCCUCGUAGUAUCCAGCCAUCCUUGAUAUCACCGAGAACAAUGGCCGCUGCAUCCCAGCAACUCCAUGACCUGACCCACGAACAGUACCAGGAGAGGAGGCGACCGCGUCAGAUCAUCUUCUUCCGCAACGGUGACCGUUUCUUCAAGGGGAAGAAGAUGUUGAUAACACCACAUCGGUACACCUCGUUUGAGGACCUUCUGAGUGAACUCACCAGGGACAUGAAGCUACCUUACGGUGUAAGGCAGAUCUUUACACCUGAUGGUACAAAGGUCAGAGACAUUGAGGAACUUAAGAAUGGAGAGUCUUAUGUCUGCGCUUCUUUUGAGAGGUUAAAGAAGAUCAAGUAUAAAUCCUCCACAGCGUUUCCUUCCUGGAAUACAGGCGGUCAAAGGAGGGAUCCAAAAAGCGAUGCACAUCUUUACACACACAUCCCUGUUGGGUUGUCGUACCCCACAGAAGGAAAGUAUGCAGAGAUGUACGGCAGGACAACCUUUGGCUCCGGUCACACAGGGCCAGGUUCAUUUGCUCACAACAGGGGUAAACCUGGAGCAAGUCUUGAUGGAGAUUCCAAAGCCUUAGGGAUCCUCCACUCAGACCGAAGCCCUAUCAAGCCUAGGGUUGUCAAGAUUGUCAAGACUGGACCAAAGCCGCGGAAGAUGGUGUCUUUACUGAUCAACAAACGUAGUGUACAGUCUUAUGAACAAUUGAUCCAGGAUGUGUCGGAUGCCUUUGGAAUGCCCAAGUACAAGAACAACAGGGUACGGAAGCUGUAUACGUUGAAGGGGAAAGAGGUGAAGAGUCUGGUUGAUUUUUAUAGAGACAAAGAGGGUGUGUUUAUUGCAUCUCCAUCCAGAAGCAGCCUCACAGAUGAUGCCAUUCUUGAUAUUUAUGAAGAACUGUUCCCAGACAAUCCAUAUGCCCAGACCAUCCGCAAAAGAAAGGGGAAAAGGAAAGAUGGAACGAAACAUGAUAGCGGAAUAAGUGAUGAAGAAGUCAAGGUAGGGAAGAACAAAAGAGACAAAAAUAAACUGAAAGACAGUGAUUCUAGAUUGCAUGAUAGCAGGGAGUCAGAUUUGACAACUGAUGAAUCUAAUCUGAAUCCAAAGGACAAUGAAAGAAAGAGGGAUGAGGAACUGGAGAGGAGAAGGAAGGAGUUAGAAGAGAGAAUGCAGGGGGAUAUCAAGAAGAGGGAAUCAGAUUUGCAACAGAGGGAAGAAGAAUUAAGGCUAAAGGAAGAGGAUUUGAAGAGGAAGGAACAGGGUGACCGGGAGAGGAAGGACAGAGAACGAGAAGAAGAACUGGCAAAAAAGGAGGCAGAAUUGAGAGUGAAGGAGGAAGAGUUGAAGAGGAGAGAGAGAGAAGAGGGACAGAAACUUCAAGAACUCUUGGAAGCUGAUUCGCAGCAUAAAAUAGAGGGCGCUAGAUUGAAAGCACAAGCUCAGACAGAGAGAGAAGCCAGAGAAGCAGCGGAAAGGAGAGCAGCAGAUGAAGCAUCAAGAAGAGAAGAAUCAGAGAGAAAGGCAAAGGUUGAGAUUGAGAGAAGAAAUAGAGAUGAAGAAGAUCUCAAGAGGAAAGAGGAAGCAGAGAGGAGAGCAAGACUUGAAGCAGAAAUGAAUGUCAAAGAAAAAGAAGCAAGGAGAGCAUCAGCAGAGAGAAGAGCACGCGAUGAAGGAGAGAAGAGACUACAGCAAGAACAGAAGCUCAAGGAGAAAGAAGAGGCAGAACGAGAAGCAAGAGAAGCAGAGAGGUUGGCCAGGGAGGAAGCACAAAGUAGGGCAAUGUCAGAGAAGCAGGCAAGGGAUGAAGCAGAGAGGAUAGCAGAAGAAGCGUUGCGAUACAAGGAGGGACAAGAAGAGGAGCGCAGGAAACGAGAGGAUGCAGAGAGGCUUGCGCAGCUUGAAGCAGACCUAAGGAAGGAAAGAGGUAGACGUGCAGAUGAAGAUUCCAAUCACAAGAAGGAUUCUGAAGGUUCUCCCUCACCUUCUGGCUCUCCGAGGGAUGCCAAUGACAACAUUGACUACAAAAAAGAUGAAGGUGACACUCCCACUCCAGAGCCACCCAAAGAAAGAUUUAUUCACCAGCCUCGAACUCUUGUGAAGAAGUCUGACAUCUUAGUGAAAUAUGAUAUUGGGGCUAAGAUCGGUGAUGGUAACUUUGCAGACGUCCAUGAAGCAACUCAGAAGAAGACCGGAGACGAAUUUGCCUUGAAGGUCAUUGAGAAGGCUAAGGUUAAGAACAAGGAACACAUGGUGGAGAAUGAGAUAGCUAUCAUGAAGCACGUUCGUCAUCCUAACAUUGUGAGGCUGUAUGAGGAGUAUGAGACUCGGGGUCAUAUCUACCUGGUGAUGGAGUAUGUAACAGGAGGUGAUCUCUUUGAUGCUAUCACAGAAAGUGUCAAGUUCACAGAGAGAGAUGCUGCUUUGAUGGUGACUGACCUGGCCAAGGCUCUUAAGUACCUCCAUGAUCUGAAUGUGGUGCAUCGUGACUUGAAACCUGAAAACCUCCUGGUGAAUAAAUCAGAAUCGGGAGAGAUCACGCUGAAGCUUGCUGACUUUGGUCUGGCAAUGGAAGUCAAGGAGCCCAUCUAUACUGUGUGUGGUACACCUACAUAUGUAGCACCAGAGAUCCUUGGAGAGAAAGGAUAUGGUUUGGAGGUGGACAUGUGGGCUAUUGGAGUGAUCACCUACAUCCUGCUGUGUGGGUUCCCUCCUUUCAGGAGCCCAGAUAGAGACCAAGAGGAACUCUUUGAACUCAUCCAGGAAGGAGCAUUCUCUUUCGUUGCACCUUACUGGGAUAACAUCUCUUCAGCUGCCAAGGACCUGAUUAAUCACCUUCUCGUGGUGAACAAGGAGAAACGCUACACUGCGGGUCAGGUUCUUAAACAUCCUUGGGUCACCAGUGAGGGCGCUGCAGGCAAACAGAUCAAUCUACAGAGGGAGGUGUCCAUGAAUCUAGAGAAGAACUUUAAGGAUCGACGAAGCGCUAAACGGAAGCCAAUUGCCCCUAAGAACUGAAGCAAAAAUUUAUAAGUGAAUGGAACACUUCAUGUAAAUACAAAUGAGCACAAAAUUCAUUAUACAAUACCAUACCUGCCAACAUCACUGACAAGUUAGAAACUUGUAUUAAUGUUUCCUUCAUUGUAUUUAAAUUUUCUAUGACAACAAGUUUUCAUUUAAGUGUAACUAAAUUUAACAAUUUUAUGAAGUGAUUUAAUUAGCCCACAAUUGGAUAAUUUUCGUGCACAUUCUAAAAGAGAGUGAAUUAUAUUUUCAUUGAAACUAGGAAAUGUUAUAAAAUAUGUGUAAAAUCUGAAAUACCUGUGUCAUUCUGUUUUAAAUACACUCUAUAUAUAUAUAUAUAUAUAUAUAUAUAUAUAUAUAUAUAUAUAUAUAUAUAUAUUUAGAAAGUCUUGACAAUUGCAGGGUUGAUUUUUUAAUGUAAGAAGUGAAAUAAAGACAAUUUAUAAUCAUGUUUUGAUAAAAAUUGAAUCACAUGCACUGUAUUCCUUAUACCAAUGGUACCCUCUUUGUCUGUUUGUGACAUAUUGUACAUGCAUCUUGUCCAACAGUAUGUCUCUUCAGAAGAUAUAAAAAGACCUGUUUGAUCAAAGAUCUGUUUAGAGAUGGUCUGUAUACCUCAGGAAUAUAUACUAAUAUUUGACUGUCGGUUGUGAUGGUGUCUUGUUUGUGAGGUAUAUUUAUUCUAUGUGACAUGGCUGUCAGUUUUCUGUCAGCUUUUUGAUUUCAUGUUGAAUGUGAAGAUAUCAUUUAUAUAGCAGGGAGGGUAGGCUUUUCUGAAUACUGAUCCAGAUUACAGUGACACUGCAGUUCUUGUUUCAAUAUUUACUUUAGAAUGUACUGAUCAUGUAAAGAGAAACUAAAAUACUGAUAAAAGCCAUUUUGCCAUUUUGAAUUGAUUUUGUAGGAAUCUGAUAAUUGGGAGGAGGGGGGGGGGAUUAAAAGUUUAUUUUAAUCAACCAUAGAGUACUAAAAGAUUUAUAAUUAUUUUAAUUACUAUUUUAGGGAAAUUUUGAAGGAUACUUUACAAUAUGGUAUCUAUGAAUACAUUGUACAGUACUUGUAUUUGAUAUUUAUAAAUUUGAAGUCUUUCUUAUUUGAACGAUUUGAAAAUCUAUUUAUCGGGAUGAUACAACUUUAAUAGGGUUAUGUAUGUAUAACAGCAAGCUGCCCAGUGGUAUGCUCGCUCAAUAUGCUGAUAUCAAACUUCUCAGUGAAAUAUACCUCCUCAGGAAGAAGAAGAAUAACCUUCAUUCAAUGUGACUUCAUGCUCUAGGCAAACAUGUUAGUAGUAGGCCUACUAGAAGUUAUUGUGCCCGCCCGCAUAGAAGCUUGAUCAUGAAUCUUUGUCAAUUCAUAGUUUUGUUUGCUACUGUUGGUAUAUGCAUCUGUUUUUAUAUUAGAAAGUUUUCAAUGAAGUUUUUUUUAUCUUGAGCGCUUGUAGAAUUAAUGUAGUAGAUUCAUAUUUCUUAAAGAAAUGCAUCAGAACUAGUCUAUGUAUGUUAUACUUUGAUGUAUAUAUGUCAAAAGCAUCUCGUGAAUCAGCAACUCUGUGUUUAUCCAAGAUUGUAAAUAUUAAUGUAUGGUGUGUGAAAUAUGUAGAUUAUCAGACUAUAAAUGCUUACACAGAAAGAAAUGAUUUGGUAAAAACAUUACAUCUUUCAAACCCAGUCAGCUUGUUACAUUGGUUUGUAGGUAUAACUGCACAAUGUACAAAAAGUCAACAUUUCUUAAGAGAAUAUAUAUGUACUACCUCUAUAUACAAACCUGGUAGGAUAAAUAUAUGAAAGUGCAUCUUACUGUAUAUGUGAAGUUGUUGAAAUUAUAAAGUUCAGUCAAUAAAAAUGCUACAAUAAAAGUUGAUUUCUUCAUAUGUGAUAUCAUCAUAUGAUAUCAUCAUAUGAUUAUUUUGAGGCACUGACCACAGGUAAUGUCAGAAAGCAUAUUGAAGUGCAUCCAGAAGUUACAGGUACCAAUAACAGUGGUUAAGUUAGAAAUCUUUUUUUUCCCUUUUUUUUCUACAAUGCAAAUGAAUCAGCUUCAGAUCUUUCAUUGAAGUUAUUUCCUCAAACUGUGAAAUCUGAUGUUUUAUGCUGAGUUUCUCAUCUAGAAUGAUAGAAGUCAUAUAUGAGGAAGCCCAAAAUGCUUGCUAUGGGAUUCUAGUUGAUGAAAAGGUAGUACAGGAUCACUCACUCAUACAUGUCCUCCUGUUGUCUGUCAGUACAUGUAUAGAACUUUCAAACACCCAAGGAGAUGGGCUUUCUCCCCAUCCAAUAAUAGACGAUAGUACAUGAUGAUGAAGCAUAUGCACACCAAUGGUUUCUAUGAUGAACUAUCUGUACUAUGACUAAAGUAUCUUUGUACCUACUUGGGGAGUUGGAAUCAAGGGUCAAGGAAACUACAUUGUAUACACACAGAGUCAGGUCUGUUUGUAUAAACAUUACUCGCACAAGUAUCUUUAGAAACUUGGAGAUAAAAUGAAUAUUUUAACAAUGCUAUCCAUCAUGCAAAUAUACUACUUUCAAUUAUUCUUAUAUACAAGUUCAAGCCUCCAUUUGGACAUUAUUGGAGUGGAGGGAUUUGUGCAGUUUAGAUUUGCAUCACUGCAUAUCAUUAUUGUGUAGUUUAAUAUAUUACAAAAUGUACCAUUUGCAUUACUUCCAGUAUGCACAUUGUCUGAUGUCUAUUCCUACAGUUCAGUUGUAUAUCUCUUCCAUCAUUUCAGUAUGAUAACACCUUGAACAACAAUAUAUAUUAUUAUCAGAGCAAGAAAUGUUUUUAUGUUUAGAUUUACAAAUCAUGUACAUUAAUCUAAAGUUUUAUAGAUCUUGUGUGUCAUACUUUUUUGUUGAAAGCUAUUCAAAGUCAAAUUAAUUUGGGGAACAUUUUUUAUUAGGAUAACUAUUUCAUGUAAUCCUAGCUCUAGUCUUGAUUUAUCUGUAAAGAUUUGAAAAUUGGUCCUCCAGAUUAUCAAAACACAUGCUUUAUCAUAUAAUGACUAGUCCUUUAGUUUGAAAGUUUAUCAUUCAAAGAUGUUACAGGGGAGUUAUGUGGAAUUUCUAUGAGCAAUUUCCACCCAUAAUUGGUUUGACUUUGAAUUAAUGCUCAUUGUUGUAUAUGUGAAAGGAAUCGGAUAAAUAGCUGCAACCUAUAUCUGUUUGUGUGAAUGUAGAAUCAGUCAACAACUUAAGUACGCCUUCUAGUGCCUUUAACUACCUUUCUGCCCUAGUGUAUUGUUUUCUUCUAAUGCAACAAUGAAGCCUUGAAAGUAUAAUCUAAUAAAUUCAAUCAAAGAUAUA
Strongylocentrotus purpuratus (purple sea urchin) is the source of this 6709-nucleotide messenger RNA. Its product is annotated as serine/threonine-protein kinase DCLK1. The record is from RefSeq and is a predicted model, not a curated record. Bases 165 to 3407 code for a protein of 1080 amino acids. NCBI's taxonomy places the organism in Eukaryota, Metazoa, Echinodermata, Echinoidea, Camarodonta, Strongylocentrotidae. The transcript is spliced from 6 exons. Gene Ontology annotation, molecular function: protein kinase activity; ATP binding. Gene Ontology annotation, biological process: protein phosphorylation; intracellular signal transduction.